AUGGCGACGGCAGCAACGAUGAACGGGUCACAGCAGGCUUUUGCGCCUGUACUCUCUGCGCUCGCGACCAUGUCGAGCAACGUAGACCGAUCGCAAAAGAGUCAGGCGCAUACUUAUUUGGAGCAGUUUCAGAAGUCUUCCGAAGCCUGGACCUCGACCUUUGCAAUGUUACAAUCCGCUCAGGCCACAGACGAGGCGAAGCUAUUCGCAGCGACAACGUUGAAGGGAAAGGUAUGGUAAGCUGAAAGCGCUACAUACGUCAGGACUAUACUGACUUCAGCAGAUUGUAUUCGACUUUCACCAACUACCCAAGGAGGCUUUACCGCAACUACGAGAAACUCUCCUCCAGGUUGUUGCGCAAUAUGCCAAAGGCCCAAAGCCCAUACGCACACAAUUAUGUGUUUGCUUAGCCAACCUCGCGAUUCUCAUGCUGGAUUGGAAGGAUGUGCUGCAAAUGGUGGUUACCACUUUGGGCAGUGAUCAGGCAGGCAUCUCAUGCGUGCUUGAGUUCCUGCAUGUGCUACCGGAGGAGGUAACAGAGGGACGAAAGAUCAAUCUGGCUGAAGACGAGUUAAGAGACCGACAAGUGGAGCUGCUCGAGCAGAAUGGACAGCAUGUCUUGCAAUUGCUCGUUCAAUACGCGCAAUCGUCACCUGAGGCGCCAAAGAACCCCCAACUAAUGGAGUGCAUCACCUCCUGGAUCAGAGAGGUGCCGUUGAACGACAUUGUUAACUCACCGCUCAUGGAUGUGGUGAUGACCGCAGUACAAUCCGACGCAUCUUUUGAUGCUGCCGUGGAGACGCUCUGCGCCAUUUUUAAGGAGACCCGAGAAGUCGACGAGAAUAUGGAGACCAUCAAAUCAUUAUAUCCAAGGCUUGCGGCGCUCAAGCCCCGAAUACAGAGUUGUGCGGAUGAAGAAGAUUGGGAGACUUUCAAGGGUGUCACUCGAGUCUUCGCAGAGGCAGGAGAGGCCUGGGUUGUCUUGAUUGCGAGACAGCCUGUUGACUUCCGCGCUCUUGUUGAGUGCGUGCUCGAAUGCUGUCUGCGCGACACAGACCGAGAAGCAGUCUCUCAGACUUUCAACUUUUGGUUCGAGCUCAAGCAAUACAUCACCCUUGAGCGAUACAUGGAGGCGCGGUUACAAUAUGUCGACGUCUAUUCGACACUGGUCGACAUCAUGAUCAAGCACCUUCAGUAUCCACAGGCAGAAGGUGGAAACGAGGCUGAUCUUUUUGAUGGCGAUCGUGAGGCGGAGGACCGAUUCCGUGAAUUCAGGCACCAGCUGGGCGACGUCUUAAAAGAUUGCUGCGAAGUCAUCGGAGUCACUGACUGCUUGCAGAAGAGCUAUCUACUGGUCGAGAAGUGGGUUGCUCAGUAUGCAUCUCAAGCGAGCGCAGGCAAUGUCCCGCACUGGCAGGAACUUGAGGCUCCUCUCUUCAGCAUGCGCGCGAUGGGACGACAAGUUCCACCGGACGAAAACAUUAUGCUACCACGGCUGAUUCCACUCAUCGUCCAGAUUCCAGACCAAGAGAAGGUACGCUUCCAAGCAGUCAUGGCUCUAGGGCGAUACACCGAAUGGACUGCGCAGCAUCCCGAUAGCCUCCAAGAUCAGCUCAACUUCAUCAUGGCAUCAUUCCAGCAUCCUUCGAAAGAGGUUGUUCGCGCAGCUGCUCUUAGCUUCAAAUUCUUUUGCAACGAUUGCGCAGAUCUCCUGAAGGGCUAUAUGCCGCAGCUCCAGCAGUUCUACGAGGCCAAUCUGGACAAGCUACCUACGACAAGUCAAGAAGAAACGACCGAAGGAGUUGCGUCUGUUCUGGCCAAGCAGCCACUGGAUACCUUGUACCAGUCAUUGAAGCUUUGUUGCGACCCGAUUGUCAAACGGUUAAUGAGCAUGGCUCAAGCUGCGACGGAGAAGGAGCAGAAGCUUGCCAUCGCCGACCACCUCAACCUCCUCACCGUCUUCGUCCAAUGGGUGACGCCUUACGUGGAACCUGCCAAAGAGCAUCCUGCAGUGCAGUACUGCGCUGAGAUCUUUGGUACACUGGCGACCAUCUGCGAGCACUUCAUCAACUUCGUUCCCAUCGUUGAACGGGUCUGCAGGUGUUGGCGGUACAUGGUCCUGUCGUACCGAAUCCACACAGCGCCAAUGCUGCCGCAGCUCGCAGACAAGCUCUCUUCAGGUUUCACGGCGAGCAGACAGGGCUGUUUCUUGUGGGCGACUGACAGUAUAGUGCGCGAAUUCUCAGACGUCUCCGAGUAUGUCUCCCGUGAGGUCACUGAUCAAAUCUAUGUGUUCUACGAACAACAAGCGACGGCGUUCCUGCGCGCCCUGAAUGAUCUACCUCCCGAAGACCUACCCGAUGUGAUCGAGGACUUCUUCCGGCUCACUACGGACGUGUUGCUGUACCAUCCCAACAAGAUCGUGGCUUCCGAACUCAUGCCAUCUAUUCUCUCGGCUGCAUCGACUUCGUUGACGCUACUGAAGGAGGAGCCUCUCAUUGCCACGCUGCAUUUCCUGCGUGAUUUCCUCGCAUAUGGAGGUGAAAAUGCACCCUCAUCAACGUUUGAUGCCCAUGAUGGGACUUACAACAACCGACCGAAUCCUCCUCAGAUCCAGAAUACCGUCAAGCAGCUUGUUGCAGACGAAGGCGAGAAUAUCGUGCAACGCUGCAUGACCGGCAUGAUGUACACCUUCCCGCCGGACUGUUUCCCCGACGCUUCUGGAGUUUUGCUGGCCAUGUUCCAGCUCAUGCCGACUCAGGUUGCUCAGUGGACUGGCAAGACAGUGUCCAUGUUGCCGCAAGGAAGCAUUGCACCACAGGAGCAGGAGCGGUUACUGCGGAACAUUCAGCAGCGCAUCGAUGGUGGAGAACUCCGCAAGAUCAGAGGUCUACUGCAGGAUUUCACAAAUAGCUAUCGUCGGAGAAACGUAGCGCCGCGUGAGGGACUGGGACGGUUGGAGGCGACGAGAUUCAGGUUCUCGGGGUGA
Molecule: messenger RNA, 2989 nt
Organism: Lecanosticta acicola
Lineage: Eukaryota; Fungi; Ascomycota; Dothideomycetes; Mycosphaerellales; Mycosphaerellaceae
Source: the annotation of a GenBank genome assembly